AGUUACUUUGAACUAGUGCGGGAUUAUUCACAUGAUUAGGGAAUAAAAGUUUAUGUUAGCCGUAAAUAACUUUUAAGUGAUUGGGAAAAGUUGGACAAACUUUGAUGCUGAUUAUCGACUGCUGUUUUGUUCGUCCUUAUGAAGCGUAAACUAUGUACUGUCCCGACAUUCAACUGUGACGACGACAUGGAGGAACUAAAUGUUGCUGCUCUAUCACAUCGUAAAGAAUCUGCCGCACCUCUCACGGCAGAGCGAGAAGGCAACAUCCUCGGUCGUGCUCUCACAUAUCCCCUAGCUUUGGUCUUGCGACUCCGAGUAUUGCAGAUCGUAUGCGGCAUUUCGACGAUGGUGAUGGGCAGCGUGGCCUUCAUAGAGGAACGACAGAAGUUCAACAUGGGACUCGGCAUCCCCGCCGGCAGCGUCAGCAUACUAGCUGCUGCGGUCUCAAUUCAUACGUCCCGAGGCUGGGGUGUGGCCACGAACAGCGCGACAGCGGGUGCGGUAGCGGGUCUGACGCUGUGGGCGACUUCAGGCUGCCUCCUCAUCGCGCUGAUCGUUCAAUGCUGUCGCACUAUUUUGGACCCUCCAGGAUUAAAUCACGGAGAUGGCCCAGCGGAAGAGGAUUCUCAGCCAUCAUCGCGUGACCUCAUCGUGAUCGGGUGUGUGCAGAUCAUCCUGGCGAUAUCGACGCUGCUGAGCGCGGUGGUGUGCGCCCGGAUCGACUACACCACAUGACAUGAGUCCGCGGGCGCGCUCGCUCGCCGCCGAGUCAGCGAAGCGCCCGCUGUCGCUACCGCCGCCAAUGUUUCCCCACCCCACGCCGAACGCGAGAAGGGCGGGCGAGUGGCUUGGCUUAUAUAAACUUUCGUCCAUUAUAUUCACACCCUAAUGAUGUAACUACCUGGAACAGCAAGUGAAGUUUUGAAAGUGACAUUACCA
This is a messenger RNA of Aricia agestis (brown argus), 939 nucleotides long. RefSeq lists its product as uncharacterized. NCBI's taxonomy places the organism in Eukaryota, Metazoa, Arthropoda, Insecta, Lepidoptera, Lycaenidae. The coding region runs from base 139 to 735 and encodes 198 amino acids. The record is from RefSeq and is a predicted model, not a curated record. The transcript is spliced from 6 exons.